UGACGGUCAAUUUCCUUUGCCGGCAAACCCACAGUGCCGCGUUCGAUCACUCCUUGAACAACUUCAACGCGCAAGAUUUAUCUUCCCAGAAAGGCGACUAACUGAAGGUGUUCUGAAGGAUGGCUGAAGAAGGAAGUAGUUCUCCGCUCUCCUCCGUCCUCUCUUCUCCUCCGGUCUCACCUCCCCGGAGCGUAAGUGGGGACUGGAAUGCUAUUUAUGCCCAAGAGAUUGAUACUGCUGCGCGGGUGGCUUUGGAGGAGAUAGCAGCCGAAGAGUCAACGGUCGAGGAACCAGCAGUCGAGGAACUAGCAGUCGAGGAACCAGCAGUCGAGGAACCAGCAGUCGAGGAACCAGCAGUCGAAGAGUCAACAGUCGAGGAACCAGCAGUCGAGGAACCAGCAGUCGAGGAACCAGCAGUCGAGGAACCAGCAGUCGAAGAGUCAACAGUCGAGGACCCAGCAGUCAAGGAACCAGCAGUCGAGGAGCCAGUAGUCAAGAAGCCAUCGACCAAAAAGCCAGCAACCAAAAAGCCAGCGACCAAAAAGUCAGCAACCAAAAAGUCAGCAGUCGAGCAAGGACAUGUCAAGGAGUCAGAGGUUCAAGGACCUGAAGAACCUGAAGGAGAACCGGCCACGCCGUUGGCGGCAUCAAGUGCUUGCCCUGAAAACAAGACAGAAUUUCGACCAUCUGAUCAGUUAGAAGCUCGGCAACCAGAAGAGAAAGCGUCUACAUCCUGGGCUGCCAUAAAUCUCCCACCACAGAAACUACGAUCAGUCGAUAAACCAGAAGUUCCAACACGUGAAGAAGAACCAACCGCCCCAUCAGCUGCGCCAAGUUCCGUCCCCAAGAAGAGAAAAUCAUUGCCUGAAGCAGUCAGUUUUAAAGGAGGUGUGGCUGAUUCACGCAAUAUCCUCAAACCAAAACUGACGAGGGGCGCGUGUACUCCUUGCCGUGAGAACAAGCUGAAGUGCCAAAAAGAGAAGCCAAUCUGCUCACGAUGUUCUGGAUCUGGCACGCAUUGUGUUUAUGCUUUUGAACAGCCGCGAAAAGGAGUUUCAGCAGCGGCUCGCCCAGUUUCGUCCAAGGCCGAGGCCGUUCCAGCGGAUGUGGGCGAGCCAAAAGCUUUGAGUCCGCCGGAUGCGCAUGCGGAUUCGGCAGUACAGGACCUGGAGGUUGAGAAGGAAAUCGCCACACCGGCAAUCAAAGCAGCAACAGUCGCCGAUUCCUCGAUCAAUGGACAGGGCUUCAAAGGUCCGAAAAAUGAGGACCCAAGUACAGUGACGAAAAGGGCACGCAAAAGGGCAAGUGGGCAAACGCCAGAGGAAGCCGCCCUUAACAACGAUGCAUGGAGUUCGAAAAUUACACGUCAUUCUGGAAGCAGUGAUGAGCAGUUGGGUACUGAGCUCGGAAAGCGUAAAGCCUCGGACCAAGACAAAUCUAGCACUGCCAAAAGGCCACGACAUGCCGGAGAAGCGCCAAAGAAAACAAACCUGGACAGAAAGUGGGGAGCACCUUUCGUCUAUACCGAUGAGAAAUCACCUCUUACCAAUGCUGAUCUCAGAGCGAUCCUACUGCUUCCGCGAGCAUGGGAGGUGUUGACACCAGAUGAGAGGAAAGACAUCCUCGCUAAAUUCCCCGACGACAGCCAUAUCUUGGACCCAGGGACCGAAAUUGCCCGACCGGAUCUUGUCUCCUUACGGAACAAUGAUCACUUCAGAUACGAUUGUGCUCGCUACCUCGAAAACAUUGAGCGGGGUCGACAUGAUGAACAAUGGCUUCAGGAGGCAUGGGUCGCUCAUGAAAAGCACAAACGAGGCGAUUAUGACGAUUUUCUGAUAAAGGAGUUUGAGAACGACUGGGCGACAAAGAUACCAGAGGAGUUGCUUCAAAAGACCAGCCGUAAGAAUGAGACGCUCGAGACAGAUGCUACUAUAGCAGUGUCCGAGAACAAGGCAAUAACAAAGGAACAGCACAAGGCUCUUCCUGGACGCACCAAGAGCGCUUCAGUGAUACAAGAAGUACCUCCUGCCGAUACAGCAUCUGUUGUUAUGGCCGAGACGAAUACAAGCCAUGUCGCUGAUCAUCACCCCAACGGUCAUGAAAAAUCCAAUACAAACGGGGCACGGUAUACCGAACUACGGUUCGAAGUACCACAUGAGGUUGAUUGAUGCUUCUUCGAAGCAAUAGAACUCAGAAUACCAGCGAGGAAGACGUAUGCCGAUCUUCGUCUAUGACGGGCCCCGACUUUGAAGCACCGCCGCAUCUACCAGUAAUUAAUAUAC
Neurospora hispaniola is the source of this 2282-nucleotide messenger RNA. Its product is annotated as ASXH domain-containing protein. The record is from RefSeq and is a predicted model, not a curated record. Gene Ontology annotation, molecular function: zinc ion binding; DNA-binding transcription factor activity, RNA polymerase II-specific. Gene Ontology annotation, biological process: regulation of DNA-templated transcription. Bases 120 to 2168 code for a protein of 682 amino acids. Lineage: Eukaryota; Fungi; Ascomycota; Sordariomycetes; Sordariales; Sordariaceae. The transcript has 4 exons.